Molecule: messenger RNA, 2307 nt
Organism: Penicillium chermesinum
Lineage: Eukaryota; Fungi; Ascomycota; Eurotiomycetes; Eurotiales; Aspergillaceae
Product: putative signal transducer
Exons: 2
Coding region: 1-2307 (768 amino acids)
Biological process (GO): regulation of DNA-templated transcription; chromatin remodeling
Cellular component (GO): nucleus
Molecular function (GO): ATP-dependent H2AZ histone chaperone activity
Source: RefSeq, a predicted model, not a curated record
AUGGCCGACGGCCCGGAAGCAGAGCCUUCAUCAGGCUUUCAGUCUUCGGAAGAUGAGGCCGAGGAAGUUGCAGUCGAAUCACUGGUACAAGGACGUGCCAAGCGAAGCACGGCAGGAACGCACAUGUCCGCCCUGAUCGAAGCUGCGGCCGAUGACGACUUGACCCUACUUUUCGAGGAGGUGGAGGAUGACAAUGACUUUGCGGCAGAGGCCGACGGAGCCGAUGAGGAGGACGAAGCGCUCGACUCCUCCUCAGACGAGGAUGAUCAAGGACCGAACGCGACAAAUGACUACGAAGGCGAGAAGGAGUUACAGAAGGCAGAGCGCAAAAAGCGUCGGGCACAAAACGACCUCCGAUUCCAAACCUUGCGCAAGCGCGUCAAGAUCGAUCCCACCGCCGUUUCGUCCGUUUCAGUUCCUCCCCGCCCGAAGAAGAAGUCGGAACGAAUCUCUUGGAUACCUACGGUCGAAGAUGGACCCACGCGGUCAUCAUCGCGUCGGCAGACCAUGGUUAACAAGGAAAUGACACAUGCCCGCUUGAAGGAUAGCCAGGAGAAGCGCAUUCGCAUUAUUGCAACAAUGAAGGAGGCAGAGAAGCGCAAGGCUCACCUCAAGCCGAAAGCAAUGACCCAGGAAGACCAUCUCGCGGAAGCGGCACGCAUCGAGCGUCUCAACAGCAAGAGUUUGAACCGAUGGGAACAAGCCGAGAGGCGAAAGGCAGAUGAGCGACGGGCCAAGAUCGAAGCUCUUCAAAACCGCCGUCUGGAGGGGCCCGUCAUAUCCUACUGGAGCGGAUUGGCUACGUGGGCAAACGGUCGUCUCAUUCGAGUAGGCAAGGCAGAAAUCAAAUCGAAGCCGGAGAAGGAUACUACGAAGAAAAAGAAGUCCGAAAAGGAAGACAAGGCAUCCGUGCCAGUGCCAACGCCAGCGCCAGCACCAGCGGAGGAAGGCUUGCCUCAAGGUACUCCAGGUCCAACAACGACCCCAAUUCCAGGCCCUGUUCCACAAGCAGAUUCCUCAGCUGUUCCUCCAGGCGAACAGUCCCCAGCAGUGGGUGGUUCGACGGCCGCAGCUUCUAUGCCAACACCAAACCCACCCACAGAUGAGUCUAUACAUCCAGUCACGGCAUCUCCUUCAGUCUCUACCAACCACCAGCAAGAAGAGCCGGAGGGCAAGCAGGCGGACAAAAGGAACAUAGAGGAGACGCAGAAGGAGUCGCAGGGCGAGAAGGCCUCCGAACCGUUACCGCCAGUUGUCCCAGAGAAGGAAGAAACCAAGGUUGCCGAGGAAGGUCCCUCAGAGCCUAUUGUCACCCGUAACGAGCGCGAUGCCUCCGAGAAACCCCUUGCCAAUAUCCCCUCUGGGGAGAAGGACCCGGCGGGAAAAGUGGAUUCUAUGGAGAUUGAUGCGACUCGCUCAGAGUCCAACACCGCCGAAGCCGCCAAGGCGAAAGAACUCCCACCAACGACCGGUUCUCCACCAAGCGCCAGGGUACCAGACAAUCUAACUGAAACGGCCGGGGAAACCACCCAGACCAAGUCUACAUUGAAUGCCACUGGGGAUUUGCCAGUGCAGGUUACACCGUCUGAUACUCCAACUGCCCCGCCGGUCUCUCAGGCCCCUCCAACCCCUCAUAACGCUCAAACCCUCCAAGCUCCUCAGACCACCACGCCAACGCCUGCCGCGCCUGCCCAAAAUAAUGCUAUCACAGCACAAGCAGAUGGCCCUGGCGCACUGGUGCCAAGUCAGCCACCCGUGGUUAAUGAGGCAUCUAUGCAACCAGAAGUCCCGGCACCUCCACCUGUCAUCGAGUACACAGGCCGCAACUUGACGAUCCUCGAGAACUUUGACGAUCGGACCGCCCAUAGCAAGAAGUAUAGCAUGUACUUCAAUGCCCGAAAGCCCCCGAGACUUACCAGUAUGUGUCCCGCACCGAUUCGUGAAUUCGCGGAAGAUAGCCAGGAAACUAAUUAUUUGCUAGAAAUAUCCUCCUCCCUGUGUGUCAUCACCUCCCUCCCAUCCCGGUAUCGGGAUCCUGAAACGGCACUGCCCUAUGCCAAUUCCUACGCCUAUGGCCAGAUCCGACGUAUCAUGUCGGAGGGGUACAUCUGGAGUUCGAUGCUCGGCUGCUUCGUGGGGCCUGGCGAGACAGCAGCGCGUGGAGUUCCUGCCCGGUUCCUCGGAGGGGAGAAAGAGCUGAGCGAGGGGCCCGAAUCAAAAGAACCCACGACAACCGAAGCUGCAGAGACGUCCGAACCGCGCAAGAAGCCGGCUGCUCCGACCGAGCCAAUGGACGUCGAUUCGUAA